Molecule: messenger RNA, 2040 nt
Organism: Planococcus citri (citrus mealybug)
Lineage: Eukaryota; Metazoa; Arthropoda; Insecta; Hemiptera; Pseudococcidae
Gene: RIOK1
Product: RIO kinase 1
Exons: 9
Coding region: 201-1946 (581 amino acids)
Biological process (GO): maturation of SSU-rRNA
Cellular component (GO): cytosol; preribosome, small subunit precursor
Molecular function (GO): ATP binding; protein serine/threonine kinase activity
Source: RefSeq, a predicted model, not a curated record
GAGUGAUAUCUUGUUCGAAAUAAACACGUGUAGUUCUUUUUGAUAAUUCUUUCGAAAUAUUUCGCUAUUUUAUUAAUUAACUUCAUGAAUUUUAAAGCUCAUCAAAUGAGACAUUGUACGUAUCAUGUCCAGUAAUUUUUCCUGAACUCUACGGUCAUAACUUUCUCAUCUAUUCGAACCAAUUCAAACCGAAAUACGAGAUGAUUUUUGGAGUUGUAGACGGCCAAUUCGACGAUGCCGACGAAGAUGUCGUUCCAAAAAAGUUACCUGUGAAAACAGUAAAAUCGUAUGCCAACUGUGUUGGAAACAAUAUCGUGAAUCAGAUCAACUUCGAACCAAAAACCGUACCUUUAAAUAGCAAUGAAAUCAACGUUACCAGUACGGAUAACGGUGUCGAAAACCACGAAGAGUACGACGACGAAGACGAAUAUUAUUACGACGAAGACGAAAGUGAUUACGACGACGAUGACGAUUUUAUUAUUGCUCACAAUAACAAGGCCAAUUACCAAAUACAUAAAGUCAACUCUAAACACGCAACUACGAAUAAUCAAUCGGAAAGUAAUAAGUUGACCAAUUAUCAACCUGCUGAAAAGGUACUAAAACGAUUCACUCAUAAAAUCAACGUUGAAAAAUACGAAGGUCCGAAAUUACCCGUAAACGUAGCCAAUCAUUUGAUCGAAUCGAACCGUCGUUUCGAAGCAGACAGAUAUCGUAGGAAAGAUAAACAAGACAGAGCAACCGUAGAACAAGUAAUGGAUCCUAGAACUCGUGUCAUUAUAUUCAAAAUGUUAAAUCGUGGACUAAUAUCCGAAGUGAACGGUUGUAUUUCUACGGGCAAAGAGGCCAAUGUGUAUCAUGCGACGGCCGGUCAUUUUUACGAGAAUUGCAAAGAUAUCGCCAUUAAAGUUUAUAAAACUUCCAUUUUAAUAUUCAAAGAUCGAGAUAGAUACGUGACUGGUGAAUUUAGAUUUCGUCAUGGCUACUGUCGUCAUAAUCCACGCAAAAUGGUACGUCUUUGGGCGGAAAAGGAGUUGAGAAAUUUAUCUCGUAUGCAUGCUGCCGGAUUACCUGUACCUGAACCUAAAGUUCUCAAGAGUCACGUUUUACUGAUGGAUUUUAUCGGAGAAGAUGGAUGGCCUGCUCCUAAGCUUAAAGAUGCUGAGAUCACGGAUACUGAAGCUUGCCAAUUAUACAGAGACUGCGCAGUUAUCAUGUGGAAAAUGUAUAAUCUAUGUAAAUUGGUGCACGCAGAUUUGAGUGAAUUUAAUAUUUUAUACCAUAAAAAAACUGUUUACAUCAUCGACGUAUCUCAAUCAGUGGAACACGAGCAUCCCCACGCUUUAGAAUUUUUACGAAAAGAUUGCACCAACAUCACAGAUUUCUUCUCGAAGAAAGGAGUAGCUACCAUGUCAGUGAAAGAGCUGUUUGAUUUCAUCACCGAUGCUUGUAUUAACGAGUCCAAUAUGGAAGAAUACCUGGACAGGAUUUCUGAAAAAAUGCUCAACACCGAACCACUUUCAGCUGAGCAACAAAUAGAAGAGGAAGUUUUCAAAAAAGCCUAUAUUCCUAAAACCCUGACCGAGGUUGUUGAUUUCGAAAGAGAUAUUAAUUUAGUCAAGUCUGGCAACACCGAUAAUUUGAUCUAUCAAAAAAUCGUCGGAUUAAAAGAAGAUUUAUCAGGACCUCUGAAUAUACCUACGUUAUUGAACAAUCAGUCUGACGAAUCCAGUGACUCUAGUUCCGAUGAUGAAUCAGAUUCGAAGGAAAACGAACCAGAAGGCAGUAAAUUUAUAAAUUCAUCUCGGCCUAAAAACGAAACCGCAGAAGAAAAAAAACUACGAAAAAAAGAGUCAAAAGACCAAAAAGCUGAAAAACGAAAAACCAAGAUCAAGAAACACGUUAAAAAACGCAAAGAAAAAAUGCAAAAAACUAAUUCUAAGAAAUAAUAUGUUUUUAAAACGUAUCCUGUAUUUUUAGUAGAUAUUUUUACAUUGUUGACUCGUCGUUAGUCGUAUGCGAAAUAUACGUCGUGAAAUUCAA